Dipodomys spectabilis (banner-tailed kangaroo rat) is the source of this 1247-nucleotide messenger RNA. It is a transcript of the gene Ttc33, whose product is annotated as tetratricopeptide repeat domain 33. Bases 46 to 906 code for a protein of 286 amino acids. Lineage: Eukaryota; Metazoa; Chordata; Mammalia; Rodentia; Heteromyidae. Gene Ontology annotation, molecular function: protein binding. The transcript is spliced from 5 exons. The record is from RefSeq and is a predicted model, not a curated record.
AAGGCCAGGGCGCAAAGGGAAGGAACAAAGUAGGCGGGAACACGGAUGCGACAACUUCCGCUUCCGGUGGCAAAGGGCAAGCGGAAUGUAAACACCGGACCACGGACUGGUGUCAGAAUGGCUUCCUUUGGGUGGAAGAGGAAGAUUGGUGAGAAGGUGUCGAAGGCCACAUCCCAGCAGUUUGAAGCUGAGGCUGCUGAUGAGAAGGAUGGGGUUGAGAAUGAUGAAGGGAAUUGGCUUCAUGCCACUAAACGUAGGAGAGAAAUUCUCCAGGAAGACUGUGCUGAGAAAAGUAAGCAGCUGAAGGAAGAAGGAGCCAACUUGGCAGAAAGUAAAAGAUACCGGGAAGCAAUUCAGAAGUGGGAUGAAGCACUACAGUUAACUCCCAAUGAUGCUACCCUCUAUGAGAUGAAAUCACAGGUCUUAAUGUCUCUUCAUGAAAUGUUCCCAGCAGUACAUGCAGCAGAAAUGGCUGUCCAGCAAAAUCCACAUUCAUGGGAAUCUUGGCAAACUUUGGGUCGUGCUCAGCUUGGUUUAGGAGAGAUAGUCCUGGCAAUUCGAAGUUUUCAAAUAGCUCUUCACAUCUAUCCGAUGAACCCUGAAAUAUGGCAAGAAGACCUUUCUUGGGCAAGAACCCUCCAGGAGCAGCAGAAGGUAGCACAAAGAGUUAAAAAAAGUGAAGCACCAUCUGGAGCAACACAGUUUUCCCCCAAGUCUAUCCCUGACUAUGACUUUGAAAGUGACGAAAUUGUGGCUGUGUGCGCAGCAAUUGCUGAGAAGCAGAAGACAGUGUCAGCAAAUAAAACAAUGGUUAUUGUGUCAGCUUCUGGGACAGUAGAGACUGUAACUGAGAAGGAGGAGGGUGCCACACUACCAGAUAACUCUGUUUUUAUCAAAGCCCGAUGAAGCUGUACACACCUUAAGUUAUUUGAGUCUGUCUAUCUGAUUACUGCUUAACAUUUAGACAGAUACACACACUCUCUGGAGAGAGGAUAAGACUCCUGUCCAUAAAAUACAUUUUCUUCAGAUGAGGUAUAUAAAAACACAAUGGUAGAAUUAUUAUGUAUUGUUGGACUGUGCUUUUUAAGUUGAUUUAUACUUGAGGUUAAACUCCUGAGAAAAAUGUGGUUUGGUGAUAAACUUUGUUUAAUUUGGAAAUGUUAGUGGUUACAUUUAAAGGUAUAACUUGAAAAGUAUAUUCUUGGAUAGUGAAUAACUUGAUAGUUAUUGAAGUAUUGACCCAUUGA